This is a messenger RNA of Lotus japonicus, 3241 nucleotides long. Its product is annotated as probable glucan 1,3-alpha-glucosidase. Gene Ontology annotation, molecular function: alpha-glucosidase activity; carbohydrate binding. The transcript is spliced from 6 exons. Gene Ontology annotation, biological process: N-glycan processing; carbohydrate metabolic process. The record is from RefSeq and is a predicted model, not a curated record. Bases 101 to 2851 code for a protein of 916 amino acids. Lineage: Eukaryota; Viridiplantae; Streptophyta; Magnoliopsida; Fabales; Fabaceae.
AAAAGAGGCUAUUACUGAGUGAGCUACGUGAGUUGCAGAGAGACUCUCCUCUCUCUUUCUUUCAUUUCACUUGCGUUUGCAUUGCUAUGACACUGACAAGAUGAGGAAUCAAACGCUGCGUUUCACGCUCCUCCUCCUCCUCUGCUCCUCCGUCAUCUCCUGGAAGAAAGAAGAGUUCAGAAACUGCGAUCAGACCCCAUUCUGCAAGCGAGCCCGAUCCCGCACCCCCUCCUCCUCCGCCCUCAUCGCCACCCAUGUCACCAUCUCCGACGGCGACCUCACCGCCAACCUCCUCCCCAAACACCCACCCUCCGACACCGACCCCAAACCCUUGAUCCUCACCCUCUCCGUCCACAACCACGGCAUCCUCCGCCUCACCAUCGACGAAGACGCUUCCCUCAACCCGCCCAAGACCCGCUUCCGAGUCCCCGACGUCGUCGUCCCCGAGUUCCCCUCCACCAAGCUCUGGCUCCAGCGUCUCACCUCCGAGGAUCUCCCCUCCGCCUCCUCCUCCGUCUACCUCUCCGACGGCCACUCCGCCGUCCUCCGCCACGACCCCUUCGAGCUCUUCAUCCGUCACGACGCCACCGGCGACCGCGUCAUUUCCCUAAACUACCACGGCCUCUUCGACUUCGAGCAAUUGAGGACGGAGAAAACCGAAGGCGAGGAAUGGGAAGAGCGAUUCCGGAGCCACACCGAUAAGAGACCACACGGCCCUCAAUCGAUCAGCUUCGAUGUGUCAUUCCACGGCGCCGAUUUCGUCUCCGGCAUCCCCGAACGCGCUGCAAGCCUCGCGCUGAAACCUACCAAAGGACCCAACGUUGAUCACUCUGAGCCUUACCGUCUCUUCAACCUGGAUGUGUUUGAGUAUGUUCACGAUGCACCGUUCGGGCUCUAUGGCUCGAUCCCGUUCAUGGUUUCGCACGGCAAGGCUAGGGGAUCUUCUGGGUUCUUCUGGCUCAAUGCGGCCGAGAUGCAGAUUGAUGUUCUUGCCCCGGGAUGGGACGCUGAGUCUGGGAUCUCGCUGCCUUCUUCUAAGGGAAGGAUCGAUACGUUGUGGAUGAGCGAGGCGGGUGUGGUUGAUGCGUUUUUCUUCAUUGGUCCUGGCCCUAAGGAUGUUCUGAGGCAGUACUCGGCGGUGACCGGAGCUCAGGCGAUGCCGCCGAUGUUCUCGGUGGCUUAUCACCAAUGCCGGUGGAACUACCGCGACGAGGAGGAUGUGGCGCAGGUGGAUUCGAAGUUUGAUGAGGUGGACAUUCCUUAUGAUGUGCUGUGGCUUGAUAUUGAGCAUACCGAUGGGAAGAGGUAUUUUACUUGGGAUAGUGUGCUUUUCCCUCACCCUGAGGAGAUGCAGAGGAAGUUGAGUGAUAAGGGUAGGAGAAUGGUGACCAUUGUGGAUCCUCAUAUUAAGAGGGAUGAUUCAUAUUUUUUGCACAAGGAAGCCUCAGAAAAAGGGUAUUAUGUUAAGGAUUCCAGUGGCAAUGAUUUUGAUGGUUGGUGCUGGCCUGGUUCAUCGUCCUACGCCGACACUUUGAACCCUGAGAUUAGGAACUGGUGGGCUGAUAAGUUUUCUUAUCAGAGUUAUGUUGGUUCCACUCCUUCACUUUACAUAUGGAAUGACAUGAAUGAGCCUUCUGUCUUCAAUGGUCCUGAGGUGACAAUGCCUAGAGAUGCUUUACAUUAUGGAGGUGUGGAACAUCGGGAGUUGCACAAUGCCUAUGGAUAUUACUUCCACAUGGCGACAGCUGAAGGGCUAUUAAAGCGUGGUGAAGGAAAAGACAGACCAUUUGUUUUAUCAAGAGCAUUAUUUGCUGGAACUCAAAGGUAUGGAGCAGUUUGGACUGGGGAUAACACUGCUGAUUGGGAUCACCUACGAGUUUCUAUCCCAAUGAUUUUGAGUCUUGGUCUUACUGGGAUGUCAUUCACUGGUGCUGAUGUUGGUGGAUUUUUCGGGAAUCCUGAACCUGAGUUAUUGGUUCGCUGGUAUCAGUUAGGAGCUUACUAUCCUUUCUUUAGGGCCCAUGCCCAUCAUGAUACAAAAAGACGAGAACCAUGGUUGUUUGGAGAACGAAAGACAGAAUUGAUCAGGGAUGCUAUACAUAUUCGUUAUGCGCUUCUCCCCUAUUUCUACACAUUAUUCAGGGAGGCUAACACUACUGGCGUUCCUGUGGCCCGUCCAUUAUGGAUGGAAUUCCCAUCUGAUGAAGCUACUUUUAGCAAUGAUGAAGCUUUCAUGGUUGGGAACAGUAUUUUAGUGCAAGGGAUCUAUACUGAGCGAGCUAAACACACAUCUGUCUAUCUGCCCGGAAAAGAAUCCUGGUAUGACCUAAAAACUGGAACUGUGUACAAGGGAGGGGUGACACACAAGCUGGAGGUUACAGAGGAGAGCAUUCCUGCUUUCCAGAGAGCUGGCACCAUUCUACCAAGGAAAGAUCGAUCUCGGCGGAGUUCCACUCAGAUGACAAAUGAUCCCUAUACUCUGGUUAUAGCUCUGAAUAGUUCUCAAGCAGCUGAAGGUGAAAUCUACAUUGAUGAUGGCAAAAGCUUUGAUUUUCUACAAGGGGGCUACAUCCACAGACGUUUUAUUUUCUCAAAUGGGAAACUUUCAUCUGUAGACCUGGCACCUUCUUCUGGUGGCAAUGUUCGGUAUUCAUCAGAUGUUGUCAUUGAGAGGAUUAUCCUUCUGGGUCAUGCUCCUGGCUCCAAAAAUGCACUCAUUGAACCAUCAAACCAGAAGGUUAAUAUCGAACUUGGUCCCCUUUGGGUUCAUAGGGCACAAUCCCCAGCUGUCACGACCAUACGUAAACCUAAUGUCCCUGUUGCAGAAGAUUGGACCAUAAAAUUUUUGUAACUUAAAGUGCAAAAUGAGAUUUUUGUUUGUAGUUGAGUUGAUUUGAAGUUGACCCGCAAAUGUUGGCGCAAGAAGGAAAGAGAAGCACUAGUCUUGAAGAAUGGAUUUGCACCAAUACAAGUUGAGAGGCUUGUUUAAUGACACUUAGGAUUUGAGAUCAUGAAAGAUUUGAUUUGAUAAGAUAAAUUUUUAUCAUCUGGAAUGGUGCCCCACUUGUUUUGUGGUCCGUUUCUGUUGUGUUGGUUCUUAGAAAAGUAGAUGUGAUGAUGAAUGCAAUAACACUUUGUAGGUUUAGGUAGGUUGGAAAAUCAAAUUAUUCAGUCAUACAAGGAUUGUUAUCUGAUUUUUCUUUUCAUAAAUAAAAAUUGAGUAACUUAUUGUAUGCAUAAA